Messenger RNA from Neltuma alba, 1839 nucleotides. RefSeq names its product trihelix transcription factor ASIL2. The record is from RefSeq and is a predicted model, not a curated record. The coding region runs from base 458 to 1459 and encodes 333 amino acids. The transcript is spliced from 2 exons. NCBI's taxonomy places the organism in Eukaryota, Viridiplantae, Streptophyta, Magnoliopsida, Fabales, Fabaceae.
AGUUAGGUGCUUAGGUUCAGUGGUUCACUGUGGAUGAUGGACGAUGAUGACGAGGAAGAAGGAUGGAGAUAUGGUAAGGUAAUGGCCAAAGUCAGAGGUGGACCUCCUCUCCUCUCUUCAUGGCGUGGCAAGCGUGCGCCACCUUAUCCCCGCGGCGCACGUUAGCCAACCUCUCUCUCUCCUCCCACCUAAGCGGUGGUGGCCUCCUCAUCCUUCUAGAUCUCUUUUUCAGCCGCACACCCCUCCCUCUCACCCACCACCCACCCCACCCCCUACCUCCCUCCUUUAUCGCCUCUCUCUUCCCCAUGUCUCUCUCCUCCACCACCCUUCUCCUCCUUUCUGCCUCUUCUUCCGUCUUGCUAUUCUGCGCCGCCGUUCUUAUCCUUCGCCCGCCGUGUCUGAUCUGACCCCCACUCUCUGACGUUGUUUCGCUUAAUUGUUUUUUCGUUUCGUUCCCAUGGCUUCGCCUUCUUCGCCGGUGGAUUCUGCCCCUCCUCCUGAUCCACCCUCUGCAGUGCCUCUUCCCCUCUCGGCGCCACCGUCGUCUCGCCGUCUUCCGCCGCCGUGCUGGUCCCCCGAUGAGACUGUGGCUCUGAUCGACGCGUAUCGUGACAAAUGGUAUUCCCUUGGUCGGGGAAAUUUGAAGGCGACUCAUUGGCAGGAGGUUGCCGAUGUGGUAACGACUCGUUGUCCGAAUGCGUCCCCGCCUAAGACCGCCGUCCAGUGCCGCCACAAGAUGGAGAAGCUCCGUAAGCGGUACCGCACCGAGAUCCAGCGUGCCCGGUCUUUGCCGGUUGCCCGAUUCAAUUCUUCGUGGGUCCAUUUCAAGCGCAUGGAUUCUAUGGAGAAAGGUCCUUCCCCUGUUAAAGCUGAGAACAAUUCUGAUAGCCCUGAUGAGAUUGACCAUGACGACGACGAGGAGGAUCAAGAUUUGUACGAGGAAUUUAAGAAUGCUGGUGGGUCUAACACCAGGAGCUUGAAUAAAUUGUAUAGGAACGGAAUUGGCGGUGGUUCUGAUGGCGGCGUCGGUGGAGGCGGAUUUCGCAUUCGGAUUCCGACCGGGGUGAGUAUAGCACAACCUGGCACCAAGUUUUACGGGAAGCUUGGUGAUCAGAAAUUUAACUCGAAUUCGAACUCUGCCGCACCUAGCUCUAAUUGCAGCCCCAAUUACGGCACAAGGAUUUUGAAAGAGAGAAGCGGACUGGGGAAGAGGGAGAGAGAGAGGGAUCCAGUGGGAGAGAUGGUGACUGCAAUUAAGGUCUUAGGAGAUGGGUUUGUGAGGAUGGAGCACAUGAAGAUGGAGAUGGCGAGAGAGAUUGAAACCAUGAGGAUGGACAUGGAAAUGAAACGAACUGAGAUGAUUUUGGAGUCUCAACAACGGAUUGUUGAGGCAUUUGCUAAGGCAGUUUCAGAGAAGAAGAAGAAGGCUAAGAGAAUGCCAUCACCUUCAGAACCAUAGACACUUAUUGGGUAUACUUCUUAACUUUGUAGAGUAAUGGAACUAGACUCGGGAGGCCAAUAAGUUAAUAUCUCUCCGAACUAAGAUAUGUGAGUUCCCUAGUUCAGGUUUUUCUGUUUAGAUUUUGUUUCUCUUUUUCUGUCUCAUUUUGUAAGUCAAGGGGAAUUGGAACUUCAUAUGAUCAGUUUUAGGUUGAUGGUGGAUGAAUGUAGAUUUACUGUGAAUUUUCUGGUCUCAAUCAUGUCUAUGUCUAUUUUUAUCAAGCCAAAUGAUUCAGAUCAGAGAACAGAGUUGUUUCAGUUUGAAGAGUCCCUGGCUCAUUUCAUGUAGUGUGUGCUGACAUUGUGAGGAAUAAUUCAAUAAAGUAAGUUAGCCCUCCA